Molecule: messenger RNA, 1633 nt
Organism: Labrus bergylta (ballan wrasse)
Lineage: Eukaryota; Metazoa; Chordata; Actinopteri; Labriformes; Labridae
Gene: tagln3b
Product: transgelin 3b
Biological process (GO): actin filament organization
Cellular component (GO): actin cytoskeleton
Molecular function (GO): actin filament binding
Source: RefSeq, a predicted model, not a curated record
CACCCCCCACGCGCCCGUGCUGCGCUUCAUGGAUGCUUCAGCACUUCAGCAUCCUCAGCCCUGCCCAGCUCAGCGGAACUGAAACGUUGACUGCACGGACAAAUCCGACUCUCUCCUUUUUGCCUUUACCACACUACUAGAGAGUUGUGAAAGCAGCUAUGGCAAACAGAGGGCCCAGCUACGGACUGAGCCGGGAGGUGCAGGAAAAGAUUGAGCAGAAGUACGACCCUGACCUGGAGCAGCGGCUGGUGGACUGGAUAGUUGCACAGUGUGGAGGAAACCUGGAGAGGCCACAGACGGGAAGACAGAACUUCCAGAAAUGGCUGAUGGAUGGGACAAUCCUCUGUAGGCUCAUCAAUAGUCUUUACCCAAGGGGGAAGGAGCCGGUCAAGAAGAUUCUAGAGACGCAGAUGGCCUUCAAACAAAUGGAGAAGAUCUCUCAGUUUCUGCAAGCAGCUGAAGCUUACGGAGUCACAACCACUGACAUAUUUCAAACUGUGGACCUCUGGGAAGGAAAGGACAUGGCAGCAGUGCAAAGAACCCUAAUGGCGUUGGGUAGCGUGGCUGUCACUAAGGACGAUGGCCAUUACAGAGGAGACCGAGACUGGUUUCACAGGAAAGCCCAGGGGUAUCGGCGAGAGUUCAGUGAAGAGCAGCUCCGCCAGGGCCAGAGUCUGAUCGGCCUGCAGAUGGGCAGCAACCGCGGGGCUUCCCAGUCUGGUAUGACGGGCUACGGUAUGCAUCGUCAGAUCAUGUAGACCACUAACUACAGUAGCUAACCUGUUCCCUUGCUUCAACACUUUAUUUUCGACUAAUACCUCCAAAACUGUAACCUUCAUAUCCUUUCUAACGCCUGCUAUGUUAACCUCGAUUUUCCUGGAACUGCUGCUUUCCUAAAAAGAGGGAUCUGUCUUAAAAAAUGAUGUCAUAUACUGUAGAUCUCCUUCUGCCAGCUCUCUUCCUGUUCUUCCUCCUUAUGCCAUGUGCUGUAUUACUUCUUGGCUAUUUUCCCCAUGGUCAGAUGAUUACUUAAUGUGAUUUCAAAGAUGUUCUACAACAUUUUAGUCUUAAUCUAGAGAAUUUAAGAUAAAAUCUCUAUACAAAACAAGCCAUCAGUGUUAUACUGUACACAUAUUAAAUCUGGAAAAAUGUUGCAGCAUGUUAUUGCUAUUUAUUUGUAUAUAUGUAUACAUUUGUUUCCAUUUCUCACUGGUCAUUGUGCUAGGAUGGUAGGUUACUGUGUCAUUAUUUAGCCUUAAAUCUAAUGGAACUCAGUGACAGAUGAUGCCUCUGCUAUCUUGUCUGUAGACUUGUUGCAGUAUCCUCUGUAACCAAAUCAACCUCACGUUGUGCCUGGUUAUGGGACUACAGAGACUGGGUCCUGAUUCGUUGUCUACAAAUUCUAAAUGAGUUUCAUUCAUUCUGAGCCAUGUCGUUGUUAUUUGUUUGUUAGAUUACAUCUUUGUCUAUUUUGUGUCCUAGUAAAUAACUGAACAUGUCUGAAAGUGACGUUUCUGGAUAAAGACAUUGCUUGAAUGUGCACUUUUAUGUAUUGCCAUGUUUAUAUUUUUGAAUAUAUUUAUAUCUGGAGGCUUGUGAGAAGAUGAACUGAACAAUAAAGUAUGUGAACACA